Messenger RNA from Chenopodium quinoa (quinoa), 1970 nucleotides. RefSeq names its product arginine biosynthesis bifunctional protein ArgJ, chloroplastic-like. Gene Ontology annotation, molecular function: L-glutamate N-acetyltransferase activity, acting on acetyl-CoA as donor; L-glutamate N-acetyltransferase activity, acting on acetyl-L-ornithine as donor. The record is from RefSeq and is a predicted model, not a curated record. NCBI's taxonomy places the organism in Eukaryota, Viridiplantae, Streptophyta, Magnoliopsida, Caryophyllales, Amaranthaceae. The transcript has 18 exons. Bases 221 to 1642 code for a protein of 473 amino acids. Gene Ontology annotation, biological process: L-arginine biosynthetic process; L-ornithine biosynthetic process.
CUUUUGUCAUCUCUACUUCUCUAGUCUAGAAAUUGGAAAACAAAACACAAAUCAGCAUUUUUUCCUGAGCCCUCAUCCUCACCCUAACAGUUACAGCCAGUGUCAACUGCCGCAACUGUCAUCUUCCAUAUUCCACCACCGGUAUACAUGUAUAAUCCUCUCUUGCCUGUAUUUUUCCUUUUCGAUUACUAAGAAUGGGCUAGUCCAAAUUUGUUCAACAAUGUCGAUUUGUUUCCAUCACAUUUCUGUCAAACUUCCAGGAUUCAACAACAAAAAGUUUUGCAGACCGUCUGGGUCUAGGAGGGAAUUGACAAUAGUCUCCAUGUCGUCAGUUGCUACUGAUGCGGUGAAGGACGUACUUGCAGCGAAUUAUAUACCUGCAGCUCCUAUACUUAUCCCCGAAGGACCGUGGCAGCAGAUUUCUGGGGGAGUUACAGCUGCGAAGGGAUUCAAGGCUGCCGGUAUUUAUGGUGGUUUGAGGGCCCAAGGAGAGAAACCUGACCUUGCCCUAGUCAGUUGUGAUGUAGAUGCUAUAUCUGCAGGCGCUUUUACUACCAAUGUGGUUGCUGCUGCACCAGUUGUGUAUUGCAAACAAGCUUUAGAGAAAUCAAAAACGGCACGUGCAGUACUGAUUAACGCUGGUCAAGCAAAUGCAGCCACGGGGGAUGCUGGAUUCCAAGAUGUGAUAGAAUGUGCAAGUUCCUUGGCUGAGAUGCUCCAAUUAAGGCAAAAGGAAAUACUUAUUGAAUCGACAGGUGUAAUUGGUCACAGGAUUAAGAAGAAGGCUCUUCUUGAGGCACUGCCAAAGCUGGUUGGUUCUCUGUCGUCUACGAUUGAAGGGGCAGAUUCUGCAGCAGUUGCAAUCACGACUACUGAUCUUGUGAGGAAAAGUGUUGCCAUUGAAUCCAAGGUUGGAGAGACUUGUAUCCGAGUUGGAGGCAUGGCUAAAGGUUCAGGGAUGAUCCACCCCAAUAUGGCAACUAUGCUUGGGGUUAUUACAACUGAUGCUGUAGUUGACAGUGACGUUUGGAGGAAGAUGGUGCAGGUUGCUGUUAGUCGAAGUUUUAACCAAAUUACGGUAGAUGGGGAUACUAGUACCAAUGACACUGUUAUUGCUUUGGCUAGUGGGCUUUCUGGUGCGUCAAGGAUAUCAAACCUGAAUGGUCCUGAAGCAUCACAACUUCAAUCAUGCCUUGAUGCUGUAAUGCAAGGUCUUGCAAAGUCGAUUGCUUGGGAUGGAGAAGGAGCAACCUGUCUAAUCGAGGUAUCUGUAAAAGGUACCAGUGACGAGGCUGAAGCUGCAAAAGUUGCACGCUCUGUAGCAUCUUCUUCUCUUGUCAAGGCUGCUGUGUACGGACGAGAUCCGAACUGGGGACGUAUUGCCUGUGCUGCUGGCUAUGCAACAGUCCCUUUCAACUUAAGCAAACUUCAAAUAUCACUCGGCGACAUUCUGCUAAUGGAUGGUGGACAGCCCCUUCCAUUUGAUCGGGCGGCUGCCAGCAGUUACCUUCAGAGAGCUGGGGAGGAACAUGGUACUGUUGAAAUACGCAUCUCAGUGGGUGAUGGGCCAGGAGAGGGGAAAGCAUGGGGCUGUGACCUGAGCUAUGACUAUGUCAAGAUAAACGCAGAGUACACCACAUAAGAUCGAUAUCAAUGGAAAUGAACUGCAAUUUCUGCCCCAUACUAAAGGCAGUCACCCUUGCUUAUCUUGCGUAUGUAUGUUCAUUGAUGUAGUAUUGAGGGGAGUAGAUCAGUUAUAGGAUUGUUUAUGUUCAACUAUUUAUUGUUUCGUGUCAAUGAUGCAUCAUUUAGUAUCUAUUAUGUCAUUUGAAGCUAGUGGAAUUAAUAGAAUGAGAGAUGCCAAGCCUUGCAUCAUGGCUUGAGCGAUUUAAGCGACAAAUCCGAAUCAAGUAAUUUGAUUGGAUCUGUUCUAUGAAAAAAAUAACUUAAUAAUAAAUUUUUGUAACGAA